Molecule: messenger RNA, 3109 nt
Organism: Meriones unguiculatus (Mongolian gerbil)
Lineage: Eukaryota; Metazoa; Chordata; Mammalia; Rodentia; Muridae
Gene: Apold1
Product: apolipoprotein L domain containing 1
Exons: 2
Coding region: 16-921 (301 amino acids)
Biological process (GO): lipid transport; lipoprotein metabolic process
Cellular component (GO): extracellular region; membrane
Molecular function (GO): lipid binding
Source: RefSeq, a predicted model, not a curated record
GGCUCAUUUUCCAACAUGUCAUAUCCUGGCCGAAGGCAGCAGGGGUCAGGGCAGGAAACGGCAGCUUCUCAGAAUGAGACAAGGCUCUCCCAGAGCGGUCAUUGGCUCCUGGGAACUAUAAAGCAUGCUCAUCCAGAAACGGUCACCCACUUUUUUUCCCAGAGGCCAGAGUGGAAGGGCAUGGAGAGGCGGGCGGCCCGGGAGCCGCAGGGCGCCGACGCGCUGCGGCGCUUCCAAGGACUGCUGCUGGACCGCCGCGGUCGGCUGCACGGCGAGGUGCUGCGCCUGCGCGAAGUGGCCAGGAGGCUCGAGCGUCUACGCAAGCGCUCCCUGGCGGCCAACGUGGCUGGCAGCUCCCUGAGCGCCGCGGGCGCCGUGGCCGCCAUCGUGGGGUUGUCACUCAGCCCGGUCACCCUGGGGGCCUCGCUCGUGGCGUCAGCCGUGGGCCUGGGGGUGGCCACGGCCGGAGGGGCAGUCACCGUCACGUCCGACCUUUCUCUGAUCUUGUGCAAUUCCCGGGAGGUGAGGAGGGUGCAGGAGAUCGCCGCCACCUGCCAGGACCAGAUGCGCGAGCUCCUGAGCUGCCUGGAGUUCUUCUGUCGGUGGCAGGGCCGCGGGGACCGCCAGCUGCUGCAGAGCGGGAGGGACGCCUCCAUGGCCCUUUACAACUCUGUCUACUUCAUCGUCUUCUUCGGCUCGCGUGGCUUCCUCAUCCCCAGGCGCGCCGAGGGCGCCACCAAAGUCAGCCAGGCCGUGCUGAAGGCCAAGAUUCAGAAACUGUCGGAGAGCCUGGAGUCCUGCACCGGCGCCCUGGAUGAACUCUGUGAGCGGCUGGAGUCUCGGGUCCGGCUCUGCACCAAGGCCGGCCGUGGCCACGACUUGAGGAUCUCUGCUGGGCAGGAUGCAGCGUUGCUUUUCUAAGAGCAUCCUGUAACUGUGUUCUGGAUUCGUAGCAUCCGCAGAGAAAUGCCACAUGGGUGGAGGACAAAGGCAGACAAACUGUUUUUGCGGGGCGUCGUGUGAGACUUUUUCACCUGUGUAAUCCCAAUUGAGUAUGUGACCCUAAACACUCACUUUGGGGCGUGGGGAGUAGUGUCAAAAAUCCUUUUUGGUUGCACACAGCCGGGCAGACUCUUUAGAGUUAUUGAUGGUUUGAGCUGGGUUCUGGAGAGGUGUCUCCCUCUGGGACCUCGUUCUUACUAGAAUCCCGAGGUUUUCAAAUGUUGGCGAGAGGAGAGUCUUAAUUUUCAACUUUGCUUCUACAGUUUCUGUUACACAGAACUCCAGAAUCCAGAACAAGAAAGACCGUUCUGGUCGUUGUCAGAGUUGUACACCUACACUGGGGUGAGGAGCUGGCUCACCCGGGUCUUCCCACCCCAGUCAGACCCCACUCACAGACAGACCCAACCUGGCUUUUCCAGAAUGGCUUCAAACCUACACCUCCAGGUACUCUGAGAGGGAAAGCCCCCCAAAGAGUCACUUGAAUUCCAAUACCCACACCCUUCACUUCUAUAAGAAAAAGCUGAAGGGGGAAGGAGGACAUCCCUAACAAUUUCAGUGACUGACAUGGCAGGCAUAGGGGAGUGGGCAAGAGCAAUUGAGUCAAGCCGUCCUGAGUCCUGAAUCUAUCACAGGCUUCCGCUGGUACCGUGUGACUCACUCACCUUGCUGAGGCUUGACUUCUUGUUCAGUGAGACAGAUGGUGGCAAGCGCUCACCCUGUUGCAAAGCUCUGAGACAAGAAGGACAAGCUCGGAGUCUAGCUCAGGAAAUGUAGUUCCUGGCCUGGCUUCUGACUGUGCAUCACUUGGGGGCUUGCUGGAAAGGUCAGCUGUUAGGCCGGGACCCAGAUUUAUAAACUCAGAACCUGUAGCUGUGAGGCCUGCCAUCGGCUGAUUCUGACGCCCCGUAACGUUUGAAAACGGCAGCAAAUGUUCAUCUCCAGCCAGGUGUGGUGGGGCACACCAAUAAACCCAGCAGUUGGAGGUGAAGACGGGGACCAGGAGUUCAGGGUCAUUCUUGGCUACGUAAACUCAAGGCCACUCAGGAUUGUGAAGCCCUGGUGUCCAAGACCAAAAGAAAUUAACUUCUGACUCCCUUCGGUUGUUCAAAGUUGUUCAGUUGUGGCCUUCAGAGUCACUGACAGAAAGUCCAGGACAGACUGCCUCAGAAAUCAAAGACUGUGCUGUAUGCCGUCAAGCCAUUUACUCCGUCCCCUAAGAACUAGGGACAAACACCACUUGCCCUGUAGAGGGCAGUGUUGCCCGAGGAGAGACUGGUGCAGAAAGGAAUGUGAACUUACCAGGAAAAAAAAAAUCUUCCUCUAUUCUCUGAAAACUCUGACAACAUAUCUUUAUUUAUUUAAAAUGAGUUAUUUAAUUACUGCCUGUUAUUUACAUUUAAUUUUAUUUAACUAUCACAUUUAGAAAAUAAUGAGAAGAGCAAGUGUCUGGAGGGGAGUCUCUGAAGGCUGUUUUUUUUUAGGAGGUCAAGUUUGAAUUUCUUAAAGAGUCGUUUUUUUUUCCUCAGGGAGGACGCUCUCCUCUAGUGUUUUUACAUGGUCCUUGUAAGUAACAGGGGAGUCCUGACUAGAGAGACUAAGCUGGCCUUUAGCUAGUAAAUGGAGUCUUGAAUUGUGAAUGAUUAUGAAUGACUAAGCCUAAUGUGUCCUAAAGGUACUUUGCCAGAAAACACUUGACUUGAAGAAAGAAAACCUGUGUAAUUCAGGGUUGGGGGAGAUAGAAACAGGAAGCAUUUAGACCUUGGAAACCUGAUGUCCUAUGAAAUUCUGUCCGAUAAGGCUGUGUUAUGGUGGAGAUACGUUUUAUUUUGACUUUGGGGCUAUAAGAAACCUGUUUAAGUACUUUUAAUUUAUUCAGUGCCUUCCUAAAUUAUCCUUUAAAAAAAGUUGGAAACUCUUUGGGAUCAUACCCAAGAAACCUGUAUUUUAAAAUUAUUUAAUGUUAUGCAUUUGUACAACCCUAUGCUUCCCAAUGAUGGCUGUGUGUCUGAGGAAAUGUAACUUUGGCAUGAGGGGCAGGGACUGCUGUUUCUCUGUUUGUUUGCUUUUUCUAUAAAUUAUAAUUGAGCUAAAUACUGGUUUAAUUUGA